AGAUUAGAUCAAGUAUGACGUUUUUCCAAUUCACUCUUAUCGAUCCGUUUGUAAAUACAACUUAAUUUUGAAACCGUAUAUCUCUUUUGUAAAUAUAGGCAUGUUAAACAGUAACAAAUGUUUUAAAUCGAAGGGAAUUUAGUUUGAUUUAUUACUAGACAGGAGCUGAUUGAUUUUGAUAUUGAUAUAUACGUUAGAUAGGAAUAGUGGGUGGGGUAAAGACACUAUGGCGGAUGCCAGGCAGUUUAACCUGAAGUUUGACGCUUCCAAAGGUCAGGCAGUAGACGAAUACUUGGAAUAUAGAAGGAUUGUAGGAGAAGAUGACGGUGGUAAACUGUUUACACCUGAGGAGUUUGAAGAGUAUAAAAAGAAGGUCCUUCCUUUGAGAAUGAAGAAUAGGCUGUAUACCAGUCACAGUGGACCAACGGGCAUGGACUGUAAGCUAGUGGGACCCGAGACGCUAUGUUUCUGUAAACACAGGUACAAGCAACAUAAGACGGAUUUUGAGGAGAUUCCCAAAGAACGUCCUAUAAAGUUACCAUGCCGGGCCUCCAAGUGUAAAUGUGUCAGCUAUCACUACGUACCACUAAAUGGUUCUCAACCUAUACGGUGUCAUUGUAAACACACAUCGGAUGAACACGCAGAGUUCGGAAAGUUAGUUUGCAAAAAAGCUGGAUGCACAAAAUGCACGGGAUUCACGAGUUCGUUCACGUGCGGAUGCGGUGCUCCAGUAAGCCAACACAAAAUGAUUGUUGAGACAGGAGAAGAACGCGAAGCUCGGGGGCAUCCUCUAGGGGAGGCAACACCGUACGCUGCUAUGGGCGGUAUAACGGGAUUCUCGUCUAUGGCGGAAGGAUACAUGAGACUUGAUCCUAGCGGGAAAGGUGCCCCUAACAAAGGGUUUUUGGAGCAAUCUGUGACGUCAUCAGAUAACCCUUUCUUGAGAGCCAACGUACACGCUAUAAAGCAGCAUCAAAUGAACAAGAAGCAACAUGAUAUUGAAGCAGGUUUGACUGGACCAGAGGACGAAAUAUUUGACGAUAUAGGCGAACGAGUGUCGUCCAGGCGGCGCCCGGGGGAGGAUGACAUGACAUACUAUGAGCGUAGAUACCAAGAGAGACAAGCAAAUCAACCUAGUGGCCGAGAGCUCGACUCUCAAAUGGACAAACUGACUAUCGGAUCAAGGAGAGCUGUCGAAGAAAAGCCAAGAUCUGGUCGUAGAAAAUGAACAACAUUCAUAAUCUUAUUGUAUUUGAACUGUGAUAAGACGGUUUUGUGUCUAUAUAAAUAUUUAGAAAAAGCAGUUUCUAUUCACAAAUACAUAUACAUAUAUAUACGAUUAUGUGAAGCAUUAUUGCUCAAGUAUUUUUGCUUUUUAAGUCGCUUAUACUUUGUCAAAUGAUAUAUAGAUACUACAAUUUUAUUUUUAUAUUUCCACAUUAAGCGAAUUAAUAAGCUGUUUAAAUAUUCAUUCAUAAUAUUGUAUAUUUUUUAAAAUGAUACCACGUGAUCAAUAAGUUUAUUUCUAAAGAUCGUUACUGAUAAGACUGUAUUCACCGAACUAAAUAUACAUUUAUAAUAUUGAUAAUUUUACAUGAUGCCAUGUAACCAGUAAGUAUAUUUCUUUUAUAUCAUCAUUUAAGAAAAAACUGAAUUUAUUCACUUAAAAAGAUUUAUGAUUUUAUAAAAGAGUAGCAUGUGAUUUAUGUAAGUUUUCGAUAUUUCCUUUAUUCAUAAGAACCACUUGACGACCUUUAACCUUUAAACAAAACAUUAAUAAGUUACUAAUGCUCAGUUUGUUAUUUAGAAGUUUUUAUAACACAUUAUCACGUGCCUAUUAUAUACUGUCUAUAAUCAUUUAAUUUAUUAAAUCUGUAUUUUAUA
Molecule: messenger RNA, 1884 nt
Organism: Ruditapes philippinarum (Manila clam)
Lineage: Eukaryota; Metazoa; Mollusca; Bivalvia; Venerida; Veneridae
Product: protein FAM221A-like
Exons: 10
Coding region: 227-1228 (333 amino acids)
Source: RefSeq, a predicted model, not a curated record